CCAGCGCGGUCUCAUCCCCCCUCACUCCUCCCACCACCGAGUGGUGCCUCUUAACCCCCGGGAGCCUCCCUCCCGCGAAACACUGCUCCACUUUGCAGAACACGAGUUGAUGAGAAAAAAAAUAAUCCUCGGCGGCGGCCAGCCAUGAGCUGUUUGGAUGUUAUGUACCAAGUCUACGGCCCCCCCCAGCCCUACUUCGCAGCAGCCUACAGCCCCUACCGCCAGAAACUCUCCUUUUACUCCAAAAUGCAAGAAGCCCCGGAGAGCGGCAGCAGCGCCAGCGCCAGCAGCUCCUUCUCCAGCCACCCCGCGGCCAGCAUCAAGGAGGAGGACUGCAGCCCCGAGAAGGAGCGACCCCCCGAGGCCGAGUACAUCAACUCCCGCUGCGUCCUCUUCACCUACUUCCAGGGAGACAUCAGCGCCGUGGUGGACGAGCACUUCAGCCGGGCCCUCAGCCAGCCCAGCAGCUUCUCGCUGGGCAGCGCGAAGGCGGCGCGGAACGCCGGCUCCUGGCGGGAUGGCUCCUUCCCGAUGAGCCAGCGCAGCUUCCCGCCGUCCUUCUGGAACAGCACGUACCAGCCCUCCUCGGUCCCAGCCACCCUGAGCAGCCCCCUGGCAGCUGCCGCCCACAGCGAGCUGCCCUUUGCCGCCGCCGCCGACCCCUACGCACCGGCCUCUCUGCACGGCCACCUGCACCAGGGUGGCCCCGAGCCCUGGCACCAUGCCCACCACCACCACCACCACCACCACCACCACCCCUACAUCGGGACACAGAGCACUGCCUACCCCCGCCCCGCCGCCAUGCACGAAGUCUACGGGCCCCACUUCGACCCCCGCUACGGCUCACUCCUGGUGCCCACCACCUCCGUCCGCCCCCAUCGUCUCACCCCCGCCUCCGUGCCCACGCCAGUCAGCCCCCCCUGCGAACUGGGCAAGAGCGAGGCGGGCACCGCCGCGGCCUGGACGACGCCAGGACCCUUCCCCAACACGGCGGGGGACAUGGCACAGAGCCUUGGCCUCAAUGUGGAUGCAGGUAAAGAAAAUGCCUGUACCUAUUUUUCUUCUUCCUUUUUUUCUUCUCUUCGUUCUCAGGUUUGCAGCCUCAGGAUAAAAGCAAGGAUCUGUACUGGUUUUAGAGCUGUCCUUCACUCUUCUUCCCUUGGCUCUCCCCUGUAGAUCUCUGCCUGUUAGAAAUGGUGGCAUUCAGAGCUGAAAUCGGGUCAGUUUGUAACAGCUUCUGAUCUUGGUUUGCAGCUCGCCGUUACUCCUUCUGUGGUGGAUCCCUACUGAGCUGAUGUGCUGACUCAAAGACUCCCAGAUCCCCACUUGCCCUUUUCCAAGCCCACCGUGGCCCUGCAGCUCGGGGAAAGACAACGGGACUUAAAAGGACCUGGCAUUGCAAGGACGGUACUUUAGACUUAUUUUGGAAAGGAAAAUCCUUCGGUUGCAAAAGGAGAGCCAAAGACGUUAAACUUCUAUUUAAGCAGACCCCACACCCAGAACUGCAGUCAGACUACUCUAAAAGAGUCAAAUGACAUCAUGGACAGUGAUGAAAAACCACUGGCCUUCGUACAGAGGGCAGAGGAAACCGUGGCUUUUUUUUUUUUUUAGUGGUGUGAAUAUUUUUUUAUGGCAGCGAAAAUUAUUUCUUGAAUGCAAACAUGGGAAAGCUACUUAGCAGUUUUGAACUGGAUUUUUACAUUAUAGAAAAGUAAAAGGAGAAGAAACAGGAACUCAUGAACAUUUUUGGACUAUCAAGGAACUGGUCUGAUUUUUUAGCUUUGUGGUUGUGAGUGGCAAGUGUUUGGCCGGGGCCAGCUGCCCCGGCCUUACAGAGAUGCAGCUGUUCCACGCACAACUGCUCAGACCCCAGAAAGACGAAAACCAAGGUGGCACUUCUCAGAGUUUGGCACAACAUUUGCAUUGGAUAUAUAACGGUUGUUUGGUUGUGGUUUUUGGUUGUUUGUUUGGUUUUGGUUUUUUUUUUUUACAAGAAACUUCUUCUGGUGAAAGUCAAACCCUCUUAAAGCGGGGGGAGGAAGGAAACCCGUGAAGAACGGCUCGCCCUCAACCCAACAGCCUUUAAGGACAACACCAGAAGGAAAGGCACGUGAUGGACAAAUAGGUCUGAGUUGCCUCUAACAUUUCUCUUUGUCUACUUGUUGCUGUCAUUUUGUCACUUUAAUAGUUGUUUUGUUUUGUUUUGUUUUGAAAAGGGAAAUAAGAUAUCUAUUUAACAGUAGGAAAGCUGCAUUAAAGGUAUCUCCUUCUUUUA
This is a messenger RNA of Phalacrocorax carbo (great cormorant), 2275 nucleotides long. The record is from RefSeq and is a predicted model, not a curated record. NCBI's taxonomy places the organism in Eukaryota, Metazoa, Chordata, Aves, Suliformes, Phalacrocoracidae.